AUGGUGAACUUGGCAAAUUGUCUCGCCGCUUUUUCCGCUAACAACGUGGUAGUCGGCGAGACAGGGCGCACAGCGCAGCGGUUUGCACUAGCAAAUAGACUCCGUCCUACUACUGAGGCUAACUUAGUAGUUGUACCAGCAGGCUCAUGA
Messenger RNA from Plasmopara halstedii, 150 nucleotides. RefSeq lists its product as uncharacterized. The transcript has 2 exons. The record is from RefSeq and is a predicted model, not a curated record. Bases 1 to 150 code for a protein of 49 amino acids. NCBI's taxonomy places the organism in Eukaryota, Oomycota, Peronosporomycetes, Peronosporales, Peronosporaceae.